Molecule: messenger RNA, 4957 nt
Organism: Mercenaria mercenaria
Lineage: Eukaryota; Metazoa; Mollusca; Bivalvia; Venerida; Veneridae
Product: heat shock 70 kDa protein 12A-like
Exons: 9
Coding region: 99-2696 (865 amino acids)
Source: RefSeq, a predicted model, not a curated record
CAGAACGCAAUCACCUGGAUGUAAAUAAGUACAAGAUAAGAUCGUUGUCUUAUGAUGGAAAAGGGACUGAAGAUGAGCUACCCCAAACAACUCUUCAGAUGGGAAAGAUGCGGAACCUUACACCAAACGACAAAACAAGACGUAAAAGGCUACAGGAUGUGAACCACACGCGAUCUCGAAGUGAAGAUCGUGACGCGAGAGAAGCUGAUCAUAAAUUGGAUAGGUUUAUCAAGAUACAAGAUGAUGGUAACCAGUAUUCUGUUAAAGACGACUUCAGAUUUAAAAUAAGUUCAACCGAAGAUAACUAUAUGUUCGAUAAAUUCAAAGCAAAGUCCAAAUUAAUACACGAAAAUAAGGGUACCCCUAUGAGUCCUAAAGCGAUGCUGGAUGAGAAUCCAAUGCAUACAGAUAAAUAUGUUUCUGUUGAAAAAAAUGGUAAAAAGAAAGAGGCGUCUGAAGAUUCGAGCAAUCUGUUUGUCGACAAAACUAAUUCCGGUAAUGGCUUAAAAGAUCCUAAUGUACUUAUUAAUGGAAAAGAUUUUCUAAUAAAACACAGAAACAGAAUCAGUAAGUUGAAGAGACGAUUUUUUGAGUCACAGACAACACUGAAGCCACUGCCUAUAAAACACGAUUUUGUCGGGUCUGAAAAAUCUGAAAAUGAAACUGCCGCACCAAGUAGUGAUUAUAUCCAGGACACGGUCACAGCUGAACCGACCAGGAGUUAUUCAAAAAGCGAGCGUUUUGCGACAAAAUCCAGAUCAUCGGUGUUAAACAACUUCGACGAAAUUUUUGGCGGACGGCGUAGAAGGCAUUCGACAGAUGGACCCGACGUUAGAAAUCCAUAUGAAGACAUGCGCAUGCGUUGGUCGACAAGUUCUUGCCAGUAUGCUGUGGUGGUAGCGAUAGAUUUUGGUACAACUUAUAGCGGGUACGCUUACAGUUUUACAGAUGAACCAGAUACAAUUCACGUGAUGCGCAGACAGGAGAGUGGAGACCCCGGAGUUUAUAACCAGAAAAUUCCAACUACAAUACUGUUAACACCGGAAAGGCAGUUUCAUUCGUUUGGGUACGCUGCACGAGAUUUCUAUCAUGAUUUAGACCAGAAAGAAUCGGAAAAAUGGUUGUACUUGGACAAGUUUAAGAUGAUGCUUCACAACGAUGGGCCCUUGCACCAAGAUUCUGCGCUGAAAACAUUGCAUGGGAAGGAAAUAAAUGCAACGAAAGUAUUUUCCUACAGUUUGUCAUACUUCAAAGAACUUGCACUACAAGAGAUAUGUGACCAGGCAGGUGAGAGAAUAACGUGUGACGUCAUCAGAUGGGUUAUCACCGUGCCUGCAAUAUGGAAAGCCUCGGCUAAACAGUUCAUGCGUCAAGCUGCUUAUCAGGCGGGAAUUAUAUCAAAAAACCAAGCGCAUCAACUUCUGAUUGCGUUGGAACCGGAAGCGGCAUCGAUCUAUUGCAGGCGUCUUCGUAUGUUUCAUCUCUUGUCAGAGGGCAGCAAAAGCUCGUGUGCAAGCAUGUCAUCUUUGACAGCCUCAUUGAGUAUGCCUGAUUUGUACAGCAAUGACGUCAGUUUAGUCUCAAAUGAUCUUGAUGUUGGUACACGGUACAUGGUGGUGGACUGUGGUGGUGGUACUGUAGAUAUUACUGUGCACGAAUUACUCGAGAGUGGUAGACUGAAGGAACUGCAGAGAGCUAGUGGUGGCUCGCACGGUUCAGUCGGUGUCGAUGAGGAAUUCGAAAGGCUGCUUUGCACCAUCUUUGGAACUGACCUUAUAAAUUAUUUCAAAAAAAAGCGGCCGUCUGGCUGGGUGGAUCUCUUGUCGAUAUUCGAAUCCAGGAAGAGGACAGCAAGUCCUUACCGAGCCUCACACAUAGCUGUAUCAAUUCCCUUCUCCUUCAUUGAUUUUUACAAGAAAACAAAGGGCAGUUCUAUUGCUAGUGCAGUAAAACAGUAUGGUGAUCCCGAGAUAACUUGGACAAGGAACGGACUUCUGAAACUAGCCCCUGGUGUAAUGAGAAGGUUGUUCUUACCCACUGUAGACAAGAUAAAACAAUCAGUUGGUAGUGUCCUUAACAGCCCUGCACUCAAAGAUAUCUCGUAUAUGUUUCUCGUGGGAGGAUUCGCGGAGUCUUCCAUAGUGCAACAUGAGAUGAGGAAGGAUUUUGGAUCAAUUCUAAAGAUAAUUAUCCCUCCAGGGGUAGGAAUGACCAUACUGAGGGGUGCUGUUUAUUUUGGCCAAGACCCGCAUAUUGUAAACUCAAGAUGCUCCUGUCUUACAUAUGGAGUUGGCGUCCUACGAAGAUUUGAUCCAGCGGAACAUUCAGAGGACAAGAAAGUGACAAAAGAAUGUUUAGACUGGUGCACUGAUGUCUUUGACGUUUUCGUCAAGAUGAACCAGUCAGUUGAAGUUGGAGAGAGGAUCAUCAGACGGUACACACCUGUACGCCGGGACCAAACAGCAAUAACGAUAAACAUUUACAGUACAGAUAACCAGUACGCGCAAUUCAUAACCGAUCCCGGGGUUUCUCUGUGCGGAACACUGACUCUAAAACUUUUGGACAUAGACCAGGGAGGCCCGCGCCGUGAGAUUAGAACAGAAAUGAUAUUUGGAGACACAGAAAUUCGUGUUCACGCGCUGGAUGUUGUAGCAAGCGUAGGUAUAGAGGCCACCGUUGAUUUUAUCAGUUUGUAAAAAACAUUUUUAUCGGUCAGGUAAAGCAGUAUUACAUUUUAUCUAUAAGGAAGCAUGUCUGAUAAUUGAAAGAGAUUUUUAAAGAUGUGAGAUUCAUGUUGAUUUGUAGAAAUACAACGUAAUGUCGUUGCCCUUACGUUGUUUUGUCCUCAUACGUUGUCCACGAGCACACGACAACAUGGAGACAUGAUAAAUCAACAGUUUGACGUGGUUUCGUGUUUUCAGCCUGUGACAAACGCGACUAAUCAGCAGUUUGUCGUACUUUCGUGUCACCGUGUCUUCGCCACGACCACAUGAAGAUACGAAAUACGACAAAUGGGUAGUUUGUCGUCCUUGCGUCUCUUCGUGUUUCGCCUUUUAGUAAACGAGCGCAGAAAGGCUACGAAACUUACUGUUGAUUCGAAACGGCCGAAUAAUAAUAAUAAUAAUAGAUAAAUGAUAAUAAUAAUAACAAUAAAAUGCCCAAAAUUUCAAAUGUGUACCAGUCUACAGUAAAUGUGUUAUGAAUUUUGGUAAACAAUAUCUGCACUUGAAAGAUUAACAUCUUGAAACGUCAUGUUUUGUCUGUUUGGGGCGAAGACAUGAUCACAUGACAAAUAAAGAGUUUUAAGUUUCAAUUUUUAUAAAAACUAAAUAUAAAUAUCGCAGAACAGGCAAAUAAAGCAAUGUUCUCUUUACUAAAGAAAAUGAGAGCUCUUAAUUUAACUAUUGACCUCCAAAUUAAUCUAUAUAAUAAAGUUAUUAAACCUAUUUUGUUAUAUGGAUGUGAGAUAUGGGGCCUUUCAAAUAAUAAAGACAUUGAAAAGGUACAGCUAAAAUUUCUUAAGCUAAUACUUAAUCUAAAGAAGUCAACACCAUCACAUAUGAUUUAUGGAGAAGUAGGUGUCACAACUCUACAACUAGACUUCAAUUCUAGAAUGAUAAGGUUUUGGAGUAAAUUAACAGAUAUUACAAGUAAUAAGUUGUCUAAUAACAUGUAUAUAAUUUUAAAUGGACUUCAAGAACAAGGGAAAUCAAACUCAAAGUGGUAAAUGUAUAUAAACUAGAUGCCCACGGGCAACAUGUCGAGCCCGUCAGCUGUCAAAAGGACUGGGAGUUGCAUACGACACUCUGUCUCAUUGAGGCAAACAUUUAUACCAAAUAAAAAAAAGAUUGCAAAAAGUUACAAUAUAAGUUAUUUGUAGUAACAGCAAAGGGAAGCAAAUCUUAAAAAAAAAUUCAUAGUCCACACAAAAAUCCUUACCAGUAGAGAUAAGUCAAAAUACACCUCAAAAUUGGAUGUAACAUGCAUGUUGUACUACAGAAAAGUGGUCUUGAUUUUUCCCUACGACCAGUAAUAAAAAAAGUUACAAUAUAAGCUAUUUAUAGUAACAACAAAGGGAAGUAAUUCUAGGUUCCUGCGCAUGACACUCCGUCUCAUGAUGGUGAACAAUUGUGCCAAAUUACAUCAAAAUCCCUCUAUGCAUGAAAAAGAAAUGCUCCGGACAAAGUUGUCAUUCUUGUAUACUUUGACUUCUAAGUGUGACCUUGACCUUAGACCUAGGGACCUGAUUCUUGCGCAUGACACUCCGUCUCAUGAUGGUGAACAAUUUUGAGGGAGUUUUUACAAGAUAAUUUUCAAAACCAAAUUGAUGUUAGUUAAUACAUUUACGUGAUUGUUCUAUGGUAGAAUUCCAUUCAUUCAAUAAGUCUGACAGUUUCUGUUUUACUGAUACUGUCAACAAUUUGUGGAUAGGAAACUCAUGAUUAUUCCUAAUAUUGUACAGUCCACAUUUGUAAUCUAGAUACAGUUCGAAAACUUUUUCAGAAUAUUUAAAGUUUCCAUCGUACGGGAUAGUACGGCAGAACAUGAAAUGGUCAGGUAGAUUGUUGGUAAUGAUAAUGUUCAUUUAUCAAAUAUUUUUCUUUUAUACACCUAAACCUUAACAUCACUCACUUUCAGUUAGGUGUGACUUUAAACCUAAGAUGUAUUUCAAAAACUUAGGCUGAACUCUAUACAUUCAAUAUUACCAUAUCCCCAUAUCUCACACCCAAACAGUAGUACAGGAUUUACAGUUCUGUUAAAUAUAUCUAUCUGCAUGUCAAUAGAUAAUUGUAACAUUUUACAUUUUUCUAUACAAAGCUUUAGAUCUUUCUUUACCUUAGAUUAUUUGCUUUAAAAAAAAUAGCCACUUCUUCACCUCUUUAAUACUUAUAAUUGGUCUACAAUUUCUAACGAUUCAUUCCCAUAGGUAAAACUAUAUGGCAUGCGUCAACCAUUU